AUGGGUCUGCCGCCGCCCACGCCCCCGCCCCGAUCGGACAGCAGCGACUCUUCGGCGUCCAUGAUGGGGGCCUCCGAGGAUCCCGGGGUCCCGAGGAUGAAGCAGGGGAGGUCGAGGUCUUGUAGCCCCGUGUGGCUCGCCACUACGGCCGUGACCAUCCCGGCGCUGCAGGUCGCCUGCACCACUGGCCUCUGUGUCUGUUUCAUCAUGUCCAUUUCCAAGAUUGGGGGGGGGGUUUGUCUUUAUUUAAAGACCCAGGCCCAAGGGAUUCCGGAGGAGCUGAAAUGCCUCCAGCUGAUCAACAAGCAGACGGGUCUUAAGCUCAUGGGCAGCAUCCAAUCCUAUGUGACCUCGGUAAUGACUGAAAACAUUCUCCACGGGAGUUUACAGAAAGGUUUGACAAGCACUGCUUCGGGCAUGGAGGGGCAGCUACCUAUGACACACCCAUUCUCCAUAGGAGAUAAGCCCUCCGCCCAUGUCACCCUCAUCUCCUAUGCUGCUGCCAGUAUGAGCAACCUCAACCACCUCGGGGAGGUGCCCCAGUCCUGCCGCUACCCCCUGAACAAUUGGGAGUCUCGAGGGCUGCUCUCCCACCUGCGGGACAUACGCUACCCAGCAGAGGCUGAAGGGAGCAAGCCCACAAGCCAGCAGCUGGUACAGUGCAUCAGCUGGCAGGCGGCCUACCGCCAGCCCAUCCUGCUCCUGAAAGGCAUGGCCGCCAAGUGCUGGCCUCCGUGCCAUCUACCAGGGGGCCUCUUUGAGCUGAAGGCAAGGGAUGAGCUCCUGGUAUCUCUCUCUUCCUUGGCUGUGGAUGGCACCAAUGACACCUCCAGUUACUUCGGGGCCUUCAGGCUGGCUGUGCAAGGAGCUCCUGCGAUUGACUUGUCUGAUGGGAUUGCCUAA
This is a messenger RNA of Dromiciops gliroides (monito del monte), 903 nucleotides long. RefSeq lists its product as uncharacterized. The record is from RefSeq and is a predicted model, not a curated record. Gene Ontology annotation, cellular component: membrane. Gene Ontology annotation, molecular function: tumor necrosis factor receptor binding. Gene Ontology annotation, biological process: immune response. Lineage: Eukaryota; Metazoa; Chordata; Mammalia; Microbiotheria; Microbiotheriidae.